Hippoglossus stenolepis (Pacific halibut) is the source of this 1894-nucleotide messenger RNA. Its product is annotated as phospholipid phosphatase 1. Gene Ontology annotation, biological process: phospholipid dephosphorylation; phospholipid metabolic process; signal transduction. The transcript is spliced from 7 exons. The record is from RefSeq and is a predicted model, not a curated record. NCBI's taxonomy places the organism in Eukaryota, Metazoa, Chordata, Actinopteri, Pleuronectiformes, Pleuronectidae. Gene Ontology annotation, molecular function: phosphatidate phosphatase activity. Bases 33 to 1136 code for a protein of 367 amino acids.
CACUGUUUUUUCCGAGGUGCAGUGAAGGCGUGAUGAAUCAGUGGAGGGGCUCAGAGUCCGAGGACAUGUCUCAUGUGCGGAGAGGACAGGAGGAUGAGCUCAGUGUUAUUAUGAUGGUGUGUGAGCAGACAGAAGGUGAGACAUGUGCGGCAGAAAAGCUGCGUCUCGUCUGGCCUGAAAACAGCCGGGACAGUCCGGAGCGCCUGGACCGGGAGGACCGGGCUUUUUUUACCAAUACGGACCCCAGAGGAAGAGGAGGAGGAGGAGGACGAGGAAGACGCAACAUGUUUGAAGCCGCAGGGAUCCCUCUCAUCCUGCUGGAUUUGACCUGCCUCAUCCUCGUUGGACUUCCGUUUUUCAUCCUGACCCCACAACACAACCCUUUCAAACGGGGCUUCUUCUGUAACGAUGAGUCCAUCAGGUACCCGCUCAAAGAGGACACCAUCUCCUACCAGCUGCUGGGAGGAGUCAUGAUCCCCUUCACGCUCAUUGUGGUCGUCUGUGGCGAGUGCCUUUCCGUUUACUUGUCUCGCGUCAAGAAACAGUCUUUAGGGACCAAAUAUGUGGCGUGUGUCUACAAAGCGGUGGGGAGCUACGUGUUUGGAGCCGCGGCUAGCCAGUCCCUGACAGACGUCGCCAAGUACUCCAUCGGCCGUCUGCGUCCUAACUUUGUGGCUGUAUGCCAACCAGAGUGGGAUCGUAUUAACUGUAAAACUGGAGGAUACAUCGAGAACUUCACCUGCACUGGAGACAAGUUUCUGGUGGAUGAGGCCAGACUGUCCUUCUACUCUGGCCACUCGUCCUUCUCUAUGUACUGCAUGCUGUUCCUCGUACUUUACAUUCAAGCCAGACUGCUGUCACAGUGGGCGCGGCUCCUGCGUCCCAUGAUCCAAUUCUUCCUGAUUGCAACUGCUGUGUAUGUGGGUCUGUCCCGGGUGUCUGACUACAAACAUCACUGGAGCGACGUGUUCACUGGCCUCCUGCAGGGGGGUUUAGUGGCUGUUUUCACAGUGUUUUGUGUGUCUGACUUCUUCGAGCAGCCGGCGGAUGCGGUGGUUUCACAGGAAGAAGAUUCCUCGCCUGCCACGUUACAUGAAAGCCCCUCCAUUUUGAACCACUAUGGCAGCACUGACUGAACCCAAGGCCUCACAGGCAAUUCUGUUCAGGGCCUAAAUCUCUGAGAACCACCAGAGUGGACCUGAACACAUCACAGGUCUUUGACUUCCACCGCCGGCUGUUUCUGUGCAUCUCAUCAACACAGUUUGUCUCAUGGAGACAACGCCGUGGCCCGCAGGUUUACUUUGUUGUCGCUGGUAAACUUUAGCUGCAGGGAGAAAAGUGUUAUGCAUAAGGCAGAACUCGCACUUUACUGAGAUAUAAAGAAGCCAGAAUUUCUUCAAGUUUCUGCCUGAAUCCCACAUAAUACAAAUAAUCAUGGAAUGACGCCGCAAAAUACAGUGGAGCAUGUGGGUUCACAGUGUACACUUGUUGGAAAUGUGGUUUCUAGUUUAUAUUGGUCUGACGCUGCCAUCCUUGAAAUUCCUUUUGCCCAGAAUAUAAUGAGCGUCUGUGUGCGCACUGCAAGCAGGCUUGUAGAGAGCCUGGCACCUGUGAAGAAGAAGAAGAAAACCUGGACUCUUCUUAAAAUGAAAAUGGAGCAUGAACUCCAUAUUUUAUUUAAAUUUCUUUUGCCUUGGUCAGAUUGCUGCUAGCUGCUGUUAUGACCCUCACCUGAUCCUAUCACACUGUACUUUAUGGAAAAGACAGUGGAUUCAUUUGCAUGUGUGUUUUUUGUAUGAAGCGCUCUGUGUGUUUUUGUCCACGCUGAAGCUUUCAACAGAGGCAGUGCUGGAAAAAACUAGACAAAUAAAAGGAGAUUCCAUUUUGCUACUUA